GGAACUCCUUCCUCACUUAUAAUAGUCCCUACUAUCAUCGAUGCGUCCUUAAACUGGCCGACCUAUAUACCCGCCUUUGAGGCCCGCGCCAAAGAGUCUCAACUCGCCGGGUUAGAAGUCCACGCUCGCGACGACACCUCGGACCCGCUCCGUCCCACGCGCGUCCGCCGCGCCCCCGACGCCUUCACGCCUCUCAACGGGCCUACCGAUGUGCCCCUCCGCGCACUCAAGCAAGUCCUUUCCGGCUCGCGCGUGCUCACGAACGCCCAGCGCCUCGCGAGCGGGCUGCCCCCGCCUAACCCGCGGCGCAACCUCCAACGCGUGCACGCUCCACGGACGUCGCCCACCACAUGCACAGACCCGACGGGCACGCUGAAGAUGACUAUCGCGACCUCGGGCGCCCUGCGUGGUACGGUGUCGGAGACGGCGAACGAGUAUGGGGAGUAUGGUUUGGGGCCGCAGGGCACGUCGCCCUUGGAGGUCGUGCUGCGCCGAUGCGGGAAACACAGCGGGGUGCCGUUCGAGAUUGAGACGCUGAACGGUCUCGCUGACUUCACGUUUUUCGGCGGCAUCGUCGGGUUCACGAGCUCGGACGACAACAUCAGCGACGCGAACGCGAACUACGUCUACAUCGGCGGCACCACCGAAGUCUCCCCCGGACCCGCACAAGCCGCCCCAAACGCAUACACCGCCGCCUCCGGCACACCACGCGACGUUGAGUCCGCACUAUGGACGCUCGGCGCCGACGGCGCGCUCAUCAUGAACUGGGUCAACGCGGAGGGCACGCUGGCGCAGGGCGCGCACAUCGUGUACGUCGAGCAUGCGGAUGCGCUCACGCUCACGGGAAACGUCGAGCUGUUCCGCGAGCAGUUUGGGCCUGCGCAGGAGGUGGUGCUCACAUUCGUCCCGAACACGGGGAACUCGCUCUAGUUGUAGGGCGUAUUGUACGUCUUCUGGUUGCGCCUAUGCGCGAUAUACGGACUACGUCUGCGAAUUAUGCUACGUCCUGUGCCCCAGCAACG
Messenger RNA from Trametes versicolor FP-101664 SS1, 1022 nucleotides. RefSeq lists its product as uncharacterized. The transcript has 4 exons. The record is from RefSeq and is a predicted model, not a curated record. NCBI's taxonomy places the organism in Eukaryota, Fungi, Basidiomycota, Agaricomycetes, Polyporales, Polyporaceae. The coding region runs from base 379 to 930 and encodes 183 amino acids.